UGAUAACAAUAUACCUUUGACAGGACACCUGUAACAACUCUAAUCCAGAGCAUAAUGAGUACAUAAAUACAUCUUAGUGGCUGUAAUAAUAUUCAGGGUUUAUUCUUAUUUCUAGAACACGAUUGGAAGCCUGUGAGUAGUGCGCCAGUUGGUGUAUGAGUCAUUUAUAGAAACCCAGACUAUAACAGUAUAAAUUAAGCUUGACCAACACAGGAUGAUUAGAUGCUGCUUUGGUGCUCACCUUCUAUUCUAGGUAUUUGACCCGUAUAAAGAAUUACAGAGAUAAAUCUAUUAUCCUUAUUGGGAGUUUGUUAAGACUUCAGUUGUCAUAAUCGUAUAUCUUAUUGUGUGGGAGAGGUGGUGAUAACAGAGGCCAGAAGGGCUAAAGCUUGAAAUAAAACGUAUAUGCUUCAACAUAUUAUCAUUAUAGUGACUUCCAGAAAGUAAUAACGUGUUAAGUGUCGACUUGAAACCAUGAAUUAUAAUGUAGAGCUGCUGUGAUCCUUUUUUUUCUAUGAACCAAAGAAGGAACGAUGGACAGACGUCAUCAUCAUCAUCAUCAUCGUUGUCAUCAUCAUCAUCGUCAUCAUCAUCAUCAUCAUCAUCAUCAUUUCUCUCAAGUGUCAAAAGUGUUAGAGCUUGAAAGAUUUUUUUUCACGUAUUUAUUUAAAUUUCUUUUUAAAUAGCAUUUUGUGUUUUGCUCUACUCCCAUUGUUAUUGAGGCGUUUUGGAUCAAUGAUGGUUAGACAGUUGUAUGACUUAACACAAUAAAAGCUGUCUCUCUCUCCCCCUCUCUAUAUUUCUCCCCCCCCCCCCCCGUCUCUCUCUCACUCUCUCUCUCUCUCAGCAUCCUCAGAGUACACCGACAGGUGCUCGCACUUCUUCAGCGAUGCGGCCCCCUCUCCAACUAUUUACUACAGUGGACUGUCCUUUAGAAAUAGCCAUAUACCUACCUAUAUAUAUACAUUUUAUAUUUGCAUAAUAUUGUUCUUCUUCAAGGAGAUCAACGUACAAGGAGCGCACUGUGCCUUUACGCAUGGAAGUUGGAAUCAGCCUAAGUCCAUUUACGCAUGGCAGUGUGUCGCCUCUCCGGGAGAUGCGUCCGGGCUUGUGAGAGCUUCUCGGGGCGUCAAGCGCGGCGCACGAAGUGAGCAACGAUGCGGGGCACUGAGCUGCUGCUCGGGUACUUUCUAGUGAAAGUGAUGGUGUGCAACGCCGAGGGAGAGCCGGGUCAGACCGUGGACCACUUCUUGCUGGUGACCGGGUUCAACGACUCGGAGGAAGGCGAGAGCGGGGUCACGGAGAGCCCGCAUGUGGAGGACCGGUGCCGCGGCUACUACGACGUGAUGGGCCAGUGGGAUCCGCCGUUCGUGUGCCGGACGGGCAGCUACCUGUACUGCUGCGGCACCUGUGGCUUCCGGUUCUGUUGCGCGUUUAGAAGCUCGCGACUGGACCAGACCACCUGUAAGAACUACGACACGCCGCCGUGGAUGAUGACGGGAAGACCCCCGCCGAAAGUGGACGUUACGCAGGAAGCCGCGAAGGAUAAAACCAACCUCAUCGUGUACGUGAUAUGCGGGGUCGUGGCCAUAAUGGCACUGAUUGGGAUUUUCACCAAGCUCGGUUUGGAGAAGACGCACCGGCCGCACCGAGAAAACAUGUCACGAGCUCUCGCACACGUUAUCCGCCAUCCUGCCUCAGAACAUACGGACGACAUUGGACUUGGCCAUCACUACGAGAACAUGCAGACCAGACUCACAGUGAACAGUCUCCACAGCAGCCAGAUGAACAACGUGGCUCAGGCUUCGACGUUGAUAACACAGCCUUACCCCGCUGUGGGACACAUAACCAGCCCCUAUGAACUACAGCAGCCUGUCAAGGAUCUCAACCAGUAUGCCACGCUGAAGGCUGUGGCAGAGAAAGCCAAUGACAGCUUCUACAGCCACCGGCAGCAAGCGAUGGAGAUGACAACCAAGGGAAGUCUUCCCAUGGAAGCGAUGGAUAUGGAGCCGGAGCCCAGUAACCCGUACAGCCCGCCCAGACAGGCCAAGCAGAACUCACGCAAGUACCGGACCCCCAAGAGCCACAGCUCCCAGUCGCAGUCCUACGGCUCCAACGCCGCUGCCGGCUCGGGGAUGCUAAGAUCCUGGGAGAGCGGGAACAUGCCGGGACUCCGACAGAGCUACGGCCCAAAGAAACUCUGCUUCAUCGAGAAGGAGCUGCACCCCCCCCGCUACAUGCCUCCUCAGCCGUACUUUGUCACCAACAGCAAGACAGAAGUGACAGUAUGAGGGACUUCCUGCAUCGGGGGGGAAACAAGUAGCUGAUGAGUGUUGAAUUGAAAUCAGCAUGGACUAUUUAGUGUGUGCAGUUUUUGCAUGUGAUGGGCAGCAUUAAAGAUGCACAGUUAAAAAAAAAAGGUGAAGUGUACUGUUACGGGACUCGGUAUCAAUCACAGUGAUGAAUAUGUUGUCAGCGAUAUUCAUAUAAUCCAACUCCUAAAAACACAAAAGUUACAUAACUCACUUAUAACUGACGUGUGACACAUGCAAUGCUAUUGUCAGUAUAUGCUGAGAUAUUAAUGGACAUUUAAAUAUAUUAUGUCAUUUUCAAAUCAAUCAACAUUGUGUAAAUGACACAUUUUAUUCCCGUAUACAACUAAAGUGAUUUCACGAUUACAUUUCAAGGGAAACAUAUUCACUCCUGGAUAAUGUUUGCGGUUAUAAACACAUGGUUAACUUUGGAAAUUAAAAACAAAAACGCAACGAAACUACUUGGGUAUGUUUAGUGAAACGGCAUUUUUGGGCUUAGAAUUACUACAUUUGUCACAUUAUUUAAGUUACGGGCGGAUUAAAACAAGUCAACAUUCACUUUUAGUUUCACUCAGGACAUGAACAUUGUGUUUCUGGGUGAAAGUCCUUUGUUUGACCCGGACACAGACUCCAGCUGACAAUGAUCAGAACCGCAUUUGUCAAUAAUUGUCAUAAUUGCCAAUGUUGAGCAGUCGUAUGGGAACAUAAGGGCAGAUUCAUCCUGGUUGAGAGCCCUGUGGUUAACUGGUUAUUGAUGCUCUACUGGAUGAUGUAUAGAUGCUGUGAUACUGAACAUGUCUGACCCUGCUAGGUGGUGGAACAAGUGCAGUGUCUAGAGAUAAUACAGUUUAGAAAUGACCUAAAUAGCCCAAAUGCCUACUAUUUAGUUAAACAUGGAAGAUCAAAUAGUUCUCAGUAAAUCAAACAAGUUCAUUAGGAAGAACACAGCAACUUUUCACUGGAGUACUGAGGUGUUGAGAGCACAUGACUUUGUUAAAGCUUUUUUUGUUAAAGCUUUUUGGGCGAAAAAUGAAUGAAUCCCAAAGCUCUCAAAAAUCAUCGAACCUGAAAACAUUGCUUACAUGUGUAUUGUCAGUAAAAAUGUUUAAAGUCCAACUUAAAAACAUCAGCGAUAUCAGUCGGUCAUAAACAAUUUAGAUGCCCAAAGUAUGAAUUGUAUUCGUCUGAGAAAAAUUCAAGUUUUUUUCACACAAUGCUGGACAUCCAGAGCAAUUCAUCAGCUAAGUUUAAAAAUCCAUAUUUCUGACAAAAUGAAACAAUCUGUAAAAAAUAUUGACCCUAAUGACUACAAAAUAAAUAAAUGUAAUUGAAUGUAAUGUCA
This is a messenger RNA of Pseudoliparis swirei, 3654 nucleotides long. RefSeq names its product shisa family member 9b (gene shisa9b). The coding region runs from base 1158 to 2291 and encodes 377 amino acids. Gene Ontology annotation, biological process: regulation of AMPA receptor activity; regulation of short-term neuronal synaptic plasticity. The transcript has 4 exons. Gene Ontology annotation, cellular component: dendritic spine membrane; postsynaptic membrane; AMPA glutamate receptor complex. The record is from RefSeq and is a predicted model, not a curated record. NCBI's taxonomy places the organism in Eukaryota, Metazoa, Chordata, Actinopteri, Perciformes, Liparidae.